This is a messenger RNA of Parastagonospora nodorum SN15, 1648 nucleotides long. RefSeq lists its product as hypothetical. NCBI's taxonomy places the organism in Eukaryota, Fungi, Ascomycota, Dothideomycetes, Pleosporales, Phaeosphaeriaceae. The record is from RefSeq and is a predicted model, not a curated record. The transcript has a single exon. The coding region runs from base 452 to 1549 and encodes 365 amino acids.
AUUACCCCCACCCUAAACAAAUCCCAGUCUCAUUGCUAGUCGCAUUCGACGCGAUUGAGCAUUCGCAUCCCAACGGACGGUAGCUUCUCGGAGCGGCUCUCUGCAUACACCUGGCCACUUUCUUGACGCUGACAGGGAGAUCGCCGCGAGGAUCCCGCGAAUAGCAUCAAUCGUCUUCCGCCAGAGGACAGACGUCGCAAGGGCAGGCUUUGUUACCAAUUACUGGUGGCAUUACUCCUUGCGUCACUCGAGCUCUCCUUCACCAAGCUCCCUAGCCCGGGCAGCUACAGUCGGGAUUCCGAGUCUUAUCCACACUUCCCGCGACCCGACUCCCCACACAACAUCGAUACGCGCUCAGUCCUAACGUGGACACGUUGCGCUCCUCAUCACCGGAGGCGAAUACAUAAUAACCACCACAACUUGAGGAGUUCCUUCUCAACACUACACAACCAUGGAGACUUGGGCAAGCUGGGCUCUAUUCCUGGCCAUUGUAGGCGCGGGCUACGUGUACUAUAGCCAGAGCCAGAGUGCCGUCACCAGGGGCCGCUCCACCGCGACACGCCCUACCACAGCCUCGGACACGGCGCAGUGGCUCGAGAACGAGGUGAAGACCAAGGCAGCAAAGGCUACCAAAGCCGCCAAGGCCAAGGCACCACGCAAGUCGGUCAAGUCGACUGUUCAGGAGGCCGGAAAUAAGGUCGAGUCUUACCUGUCCAACGCCUCUUCUACCGCCGGCGCAGAUGCGGACGACGACUCCUCGCCCGUCGCCUCGCCAGUUGGCAACGCCUCCACCAAGGCCCCAAGUGGUCGCGAUGUUUCCGAUAUGCUCGGCUCCCAGGCCGCAGCCCCGUCUGUUCUCAGCAUCAAGCCCGGCGAGAAGCCAGCUCGCGCUGCUAAGCCGAAGGCCGCGAAGGCAGAGGCCCCACAAGAGUCCAAGAAGGCUCGUCAGAACAGGAAGAAGGUAGAGGAGGCCAAGGCCGCUCGUGCGGAAGAGGAGAAAGAGCGUAAGGCUCUCCUAGAGAAGCAGCUUCGUACCGCGCGUGAGGCCCGCGGCGAGCCUGCAAAGAACGGCCUCAAAGCUGCCAAUGCCCCUGAUUCGAACGCAUGGACUACUGUCGGUGCAGGCAGAGGCGCCGUUCAGCCUCCGGCUUCAGCUCCUACCGGACAACUCCUCGAUACCUUCGACGCUGCUUCGACCGCGAGCUCUAGCGAGGCCCCUACUAACGGCACCGCCGCAACUCCAGACUCCAUGUCCAACAGCGGCUACAACAACAGCGCUCUCUCUGAGGAGGAGCAAGUCAAGAUUGCCAUGGAUGACACAACGGCUUGGGAGACCGUUCCUAAGGGCAAGAAGCAGAAGAAGAAGUCUGCUGUCGAGGAAGAGGGCUCUGUGGCUCCGCAGGUCGCUCAGCCUGUCAAGCCUGUCCACAUCGACAAGUUCGUCCGUCCUACCGUCUCGGAGAACAAGAAGCCCAGCUCCCGCUACCAGAUUCUCCAGGAGGAGUUUGUGGCUGGCCCUGACAACGCUGACGACUGGCCUGUUGUAUAAGCAGCUCGUAGUUUGCUCAAAGGGGCACUCACGAUAUUUCAUCAUGGGGAUGUACUUUUAUGCAUGUGGGAUAAAGGCAGAAUGUAACAGCAUGAGCAC